UAAAUUCCAGCGCAUCCCCACUCCAAGCCAACAGAGACGCUUACCACGCAAAUAAUUGGUGGUCUGAUGGAAGAGCUUUACGAGGCGGACGUGAUGUGGCCGGACGAUGAGAACCGUCCGAUGGGUGCGUCCAACGGUCGUGUGUCGCCUAAGAGGACGAGAAGGCGGGGCCAGGGGGCAGCUUCCACGGCGCCGGUGGAGAUACCGACGGCAGGGCGGGGGCGCGGGGGCGAGAGUGUGGGGGAGGAUGAUGGGGCGGCGGAGCUGAUCCCCCCGCAUGUUCUGGUGUCCCGCAGCAAGACGGUGGGGAAGAUGGCGUCCUCGCUGUGCUCGGGGCAGGGGCGGACGCUCAAGGGCCGGGAUUUGAGCCGCUUCCGCAACUCCGUCCUCCGGAUGACCGGCUUCCUCGAGGGAUAACGGCCACCCGCGAGGGUCCAGACCGCAAUGACCGAGACCAAAGAUAACAGAGCUCUGUUCUCUAUGUGCAUACUGCUUUAACUGUAAUAAAAUAAACCUACUUAAUGGAUAAAAUAUUAUUUUUUGAAAAAAAUAGAUCUCCAUUUUUUCUUUAAUUCAAAGCUUAGGUUCUCACCACUAUACUCUUUCUGAUAAUUAUAUACAUAUAGUGUACGUCCCGAUUGCAGAUAAUCAUUUAUCGUUUGUGCAAGAUAUAGAUGAGUGAUCCGGAACUAAAACUCUCUGGUUUAAUAAUGAACCUUGGAGGAUG
Elaeis guineensis (African oil palm) is the source of this 727-nucleotide messenger RNA. The record is from RefSeq and is a predicted model, not a curated record. NCBI's taxonomy places the organism in Eukaryota, Viridiplantae, Streptophyta, Magnoliopsida, Arecales, Arecaceae.